Messenger RNA from Oppia nitens, 1511 nucleotides. RefSeq names its product sex peptide receptor-like. Gene Ontology annotation, cellular component: membrane. The record is from RefSeq and is a predicted model, not a curated record. Gene Ontology annotation, molecular function: G protein-coupled receptor activity. NCBI's taxonomy places the organism in Eukaryota, Metazoa, Arthropoda, Arachnida, Sarcoptiformes, Oppiidae. Gene Ontology annotation, biological process: G protein-coupled receptor signaling pathway. The coding region runs from base 135 to 1511 and encodes 458 amino acids. The transcript is spliced from 3 exons.
AGAGAGAGAGAGAGAGAGAGAGAGAGAGAGAAAGAAAGAAAGAGAGAGAGAGAAAGAAAGAGAGUGGACACGACUACACAAAAAAUACUCGACGUUCAAGACAUUGAUAAAAUAUUUUGAAUAUAUGUGACAUAAUGGAUGUUAAAGCAACUCAAGAGACCAUUUAUGUGGACAAUGGUCGCUACUAUAAUGUCAAAACAUUAAACAAUAUGACGACGACUACGAUACAGUCAACUGUCGACACAAUCAUUAGAUACGGUUCCUCUCAUAUGAACGACUCUCAUACGGCAGUCAAUAUUGUAGACGAUAUUGAGAUACAGGUGCCAUUUAAUCUACUUAACGUAACGGGUGAUAUGCCACUGGAGUACGCACUGGUAAUGUUCGGCUACAUAAUGCCGUUCCUGUUGGUCAUAACGAUUGUGGCCAACAUAUUGAUAGUGUUGGUGUUGUCGCGCCGUCACAUGAGAACACCGACUAAUAUUCUUUUACUAUCGAUGGCUGUGGCAGACUUAUUGACCCUACUGUUCCCGGCACCAUGGUACUUUUAUAUGUACACAUUGAGCAACCACUGGAAGUUACUGUACCCGACAUACGCGUGUUAUGCCUACUAUUAUAUGAUAGAAGUAAUUCCCAUGUUUUUCCACACGGCAUCCAUUUGGUUCACCUUAUUGUUAGCCUGUCAGAGAUAUAUUUAUAUAUGUCAUCCCUGUGCGGCCCGUAACUGGUGUACAACACCACGAGUCAUACGAGCCAUUUGUGCCAUAUAUUUGUUGGCAUUUCUCCAUCAAAUCACCAGAUUUUUUGAUCGACAAUACAAUUCCGUGACCUUUAUUCUGGACGACAAAGAAGUGACGGGAUGUCAGAUCAGUUCGAGUCCGUGGGUGGAGAACAUUGAAGACUAUUACUAUACCUCGUACUACACGUUCCGUAUAAUCUUCGUACACAUUGGUCCGUGCGCUGCACUCGUCGUCUUCAAUGUCCUACUAUUCAUAGCAUUGCGCAAAGCGGCCAAUAAUCGCAACAAACUAUUGGGUAAAAGUGCGCCAACCAGUAGUGAUAACCGAAAGAUCCGAGACUCCAACUCGACAACCAUAAUGUUGAUAGUAGUGGUGUCCGUGUUUUUGGUGGUCGAAAUCCCGUUGGCCAUCACAACACUGUUACAUGUCAUGCAAAACGCAUUGGACUUAGAGAUAGUCAGCUACAAGAUAUUGAACACAACUAUUGUGUUCAGCAACUUCGUGAUCAUACUGUCCUAUCCGGUCAACUUUGCCAUCUAUUGUGGAAUGAGUCGACUCUUUCGUGAGACAUUCCGUGACCUCUUUCAUUUGGGAUCAACUGAUCGCACUCAAUGGUCCACCAAAUAUACUACUUAUGUGAACGGCGACGGUGAGACCAAACUGGUUGCCGGAAGUCGCCGAUAUUCAGUGGCCACUAAUGGAUUGAAUAAUAUUAUUAUUAAAAAUGAUAACAACAAUUGCACUAAAAAUAAUCCAUUAGAGACAAUGUUAUAA